This is a messenger RNA of Patiria miniata (bat star), 2227 nucleotides long. RefSeq lists its product as uncharacterized. Lineage: Eukaryota; Metazoa; Echinodermata; Asteroidea; Valvatida; Asterinidae. The coding region runs from base 226 to 2046 and encodes 606 amino acids. The record is from RefSeq and is a predicted model, not a curated record. The transcript is spliced from 14 exons.
GGACGUACGUACGACGUACGUACAGUCAGUCUGUUUGACUGCUGAGUCUAGUCUGCGACAGCACGCAGACUCUGUGAGUGUACGUCAGACUCAGUGUCUGUGCCUACAGUCUGCACACCCGCAGCUGACAAAAGUAUAUCGGUUAUUAAUAUUAUCCGAUAAAGGCCUAUAUACUCAAAAGCUGGCCUCUAAUGUGCAAGCUUUGUAAAAUACACCCCGAUAAUAAUGCUUGGAAAUAUCUUAGAAGACUAUCUUCGGCAUGCACAACAACAUCAACACUCAUGGGCUGAGUUGUUAUUUGCUGUUCCAUCCACAGUACAAUUGUGUUCAUAUACACAUGAUGGAAUGCUUGACAAGACUGCACAUCAGCUUCAUCUUUUGUCAGAAGAAAUGAUUCUGUAUUGCAAAACAGAGACUGAGGACCUUGUUUCAUCGCUGCUGAGGUGGUGUAGAGUUGAUUUGGAAAAGUAUUCACUUACAAGCCUACGCAGUAGAACCAUUGAAUUUGUUCAUCAUGAUGGAGAGAUGUUUGAGGUCAUACCAAGUUCUGUACCUGAGUCUUCUCCAAUGAAGCAAGACUGUUGCUCUGAAGUUAAGGAUGACAUUACAAAGAAAAGGAAGUCAUUGGCCAAACCUGAUUCUGCAAGAGAUAUUGGCUUCUUUGAUAAUGGUCUUCUUUUUCAUUUAGAAAUAUUUUUCUUGAUGAACAUCCAGCCAGAGGAUCUGUUGCUUCAUUAUCCAGACAUCAGUCAGCUGUGUAACUGUCUAACAGCCAAACCCGUUCAAGAUCCCUUUAUUGGUACAUCAGUGCUACAUUUUGAUGAUAGACCCAUAUUGAGGCAAAGUAGUGCACCUGAAUCAGAAGUCGCUGUGGGGCAAGCAGAUGUACAAAUUUCCAGCAGAUGUCGCGGAUACAUGCAAGAAUUCAGCAUCGAAGAAGCACUAAGCAUCAGCGAAACCCUCAUAAGUCAUGUUCCAAGGGAAUAUUGUGCAGAGAUUGACCAUGCCUACAUGGGUGGAAUUUUGCCACAACACCCAUUGCAAAACUUCAUAACGGCGAGAAAAUGUUCAGAACAAGAGAGUACACCGGGUGUAAUGUCUACCAGCACCCCUUAUAACAUAGAGAAGUUUGGUGCAAUAGCUGCUGAGAAGGUUGCCUUUGUAGACCUCAAUACUGAAGGACUUCCAGAAUUACAUGAUGAGACUGCUUUUGUUUUGGACUGUGCAGUGGGAAGGCAGCCAUAUUUAAUUCAUUCAGAACCAGCAACUAAUUAUUUUAGACUCGUCAAGUGGAAAGUCCAAGAAACAGAGCAAAUGAAGUUAUGUUUUGACACUGUGUGCAUGGAGAGAAAAAUCUUCAAAAUUGAGGAGAACUUCACGGACACAUUUACCCUCAAAUUACAAGGUACAGACCUGAGAGAAAGAAUCAUUUGGAUCAGUUCUAUUUCACAAGCUGCCCACUGUCUCCAGUAUCGGUACAGAGACCUGUCAGACCAGACAUUACCAUGGGACCCAGUGGCCAAAUUGUCUACUAUUGCAGUCAACACAUGGCAUGAGUCUGUGGAACCAUUCUUCAGUAUUGAUAAAAGCGAUGGAAUGUUGGAAAACGCACCACAAAAGAAGUUUGUUUUGCACAAUUCAUUCUUUGACGAGUUGGAAAACUGCCUCAUACAAAGCCCAAGUGGGACAUCUGAUGCAGGCAUCAGGUCUACUCAUACCUGUAGCUACAAACUUCACACUGCCAAGUCUCAACAAGGAAUCCAGAAUACUGAAGCUGGGUCGGCUAGCUUGAGCAAUGGCACACAAAUGCCCGCUAACUCAUUGGAAGACUUCUUGUUUCUAACGAGGGGUCCUUGCAUGACAUCAGCCAGAUCAAGCAAAGAUGCAAUGCUUAUCAGCAAACCAAAUCUGCUGGAGUGUAACCAAAUAGGUGGUGAACAGCUUACAUCUACUCCUACUACACACAAUAGGUGCUAUCUGACAUGUCAGAAGGUUCCAGGAGAAACAAGUGGACAAACAAGACUUGCCUUCCUCACCCAAAAGUGAACAUGCUCUGAUGUGUUACAUUGGAUAAAAAAAACCUUUAAAUUAAAUUAAACAAAACUACAGGGCGAGUCCAAAUAAAGGAAACCCAAAUAGCACCCCCUAUUUUUUUUAAAGGAAUUUCUGCAUAUAGUGGUUUCCAGAUCCAGGAUUUGAAAGCCCAUCUAAUAAGUUUACUCAUGUA